AUGUCAAUUUCAGGUGAACGGCGAUCUUCUUUUACCAACUCGACAAGGUCAUUCUUCUGUCCCCUCACCAACCAAAUGGAAUCCACAAAACCCUCCACCAAAGUUGACCGCAUGGUCUCUCCCAUUCCUUCACCCCUUCCAUCACAACCAUCAGUCUCCGUCUACGGCACCAUGGAUCGAUCCUCCCGCACUCGCAAUCGUAGCGGAACCUUCAACCCCUCCCAGAACGACUACGACAACGGAGGCUUCAGUACCUGGAGGUCAUCUCAAUUUUACCCAGGAGUAACAGCAGGCAACACUGGAGUACAAAGUGAGCGAGUGACGGAUCUGGGUGCGAGCCGAAUCUCAUUGUGGAGCCAGAAGACAUCUGUAGAGCAACCAGAGCCUCAACGAUUUGGCAGUCUUGGCAGGCAUGAUGAUCGGCUUAUUCGAAAGUACCUUCAACGGCAUUCAUCAAUGGGGUCAAGGGCAUUUCUGCCGGAGACUGGAGGAGGACAUAGUUUUUUGCAAUAUAGCCAGCGAUAG
Molecule: messenger RNA, 525 nt
Organism: Echinococcus granulosus
Lineage: Eukaryota; Metazoa; Platyhelminthes; Cestoda; Cyclophyllidea; Taeniidae
Exons: 1
Coding region: 1-525 (174 amino acids)
Source: RefSeq, a predicted model, not a curated record